AUGGACUCCUCAAGCCUCUUCGAUGGUAAAGUAGUCUUAGUUACUGGUGGUGCCAAAGGCAUUGGACGUAUGAUAUCUGAGGGAUUCGUUACCAAUGGAGCUAUUGUUUACAUCACCGGUCGAGAUGCUGCUGCUUGCGACAAGGCAGUGAAGGAGCUGAAUGCCUUAGGAAAGGGAAAAGCUGUUGGGAUACCAGCAAAUCUAUACAAAGAGGAGGAGUGCAAGAUGCUCCUUGAAGAAUUUUCGAAAAGAGAAAGCAAAUUAAAUUGCUUGAUCAAUAAUGCAGGAUCUAAUUGGGGGGCGCCAUAUGAUGAGUACCCAUCCUCGGCCUGGACAAGAGUCUUGACACUCAAUUUGCAACGGGUAUUCGAAGUGACACAACUGUUCACUUCCCUUCUCGAGAAAGGAGCCUCUAAAGGUGACCCAGCAAGAAUCAUAAACAUUGGCAGCAUCGAUGGAUUGAGAGUCCCGUCUCUCGAGACCUAUGCAUACAGCGCCAGCAAAGCUGGCCUACACCAUCUCAGCCGUGUUCUAGCCCACCAUCUUGGAAGACGGAAUAUAACUUCCAACACGCUAGCAUGUGGGCCAUUUGAAAGUAAGAUGAUGGCCGCAACGUUGAAGAAGUUCAAAGACGUAAUCGAAUCGGGAAUCCCGUUGGGUCGCAUUGGAACCCCAGAAGAUGUCGCCGGAGCUUGUCUUUUCCUUAGCAGUAAGGCUGGGUCCUAUGUUAAUGGCGCAACGAUAUCGCUCGACGGGGGUAGUGUCAUCGCUGCUAAGAUGUAG
Paracoccidioides brasiliensis Pb18 is the source of this 783-nucleotide messenger RNA. RefSeq lists its product as uncharacterized. The coding region runs from base 1 to 783 and encodes 260 amino acids. The record is from RefSeq and is a predicted model, not a curated record. Gene Ontology annotation, molecular function: oxidoreductase activity. The transcript is spliced from 5 exons.